AUGACGGACUACACCGUUCAGCGAGUAACAGACGCAGACACCGAAAAUGUGUUGAAAUUUUUGAGAAGAACAUUCUUCGUACAGGAACCGGUGUACAAAAAGGUUGCCUUCACCACAUCGGAAAACGAUGAACGGCCUGAAUUGGAUAUUUACCUAAGAUACACAUUACCAGGCAUAUCAUUUAAAGCUAUUGAUUCCGAAGGCAAUAUCGUUGGAGUUCUUAUAAGUGGAACUCAGUCAAUUAGAGAUCGAUUGGAUAGUCUCUUGAUGAAAUACUGCACAGAUCCAAACCUUAAAAUGAUACUACAAAUGUCAGCGCUUAUGGAAAGUGGUGCACAGUUGAGGGCGAAGUAUCCUGAUGAAGAGAAGAUAUUCGAAAUAACAAUGGCAGCGACAGACGAGAAAUGGCAAAAUAAGGGUAUCAUGAAGACACUGAUGCAGGAAACAGAAAAAGUUGCAAAGGAAACGGGUUUGAGACUAAUGCGAAUGGAUACUACAAGCGCUUAUUCGUCGAAAGCUGCUGAAAAGUUUGGUUUCAAAUGUAUUUACAAAAGAGCAUUCACUGACAUCAACAUCAUUGUACCAGACCCACCUCACGAGUUCGAUCAAGUAUUUAUUAAGGAACUGUUUUGA
Messenger RNA from Leptosia nina, 633 nucleotides. NCBI's taxonomy places the organism in Eukaryota, Metazoa, Arthropoda, Insecta, Lepidoptera, Pieridae. The record is from the annotation of a GenBank genome assembly.